Molecule: messenger RNA, 2121 nt
Organism: Cryptococcus wingfieldii CBS 7118
Lineage: Eukaryota; Fungi; Basidiomycota; Tremellomycetes; Tremellales; Cryptococcaceae
Exons: 6
Coding region: 1-2121 (706 amino acids)
Source: RefSeq, a predicted model, not a curated record
AUGCCUGUUCCAAUCGACUCCCUCCCGCUCCCCACCACUAUCUUACCUCUGCAACAUGCUCUCCCGCGUCUGCCCUUACCAAAAACACCUUCGGCUCAGCGCCGCUCCACUAUCUUCAAGUCAUCUACCGACGGCAUUUGGGCGCCUGUCACCCCACUGUGGGCGCCCUGGCCCAUUCGACUAUCACCAGAAGAAGCGAUAGCGAUGGGCUAUGAUCCUGCAAACCCAGAGGGAUUAGGGGUCGACGAGAUUCUGGGGAGAUGGGAUCCUGUCGAUUCAUCGCCUGUCGAGAGUAAAGCAAAUGGCUUGAUCAUGAAGAGUAGCAGGAGAAGGCUGGAGAUGGAGCCGAUCAUUCUUGCUGUCUCUCCCAGAGCUCUUCAAGAAGUCUUGCCUGCACUCGACCCGGGGGACAUUUUGUCUAUCACUCGCUCCGGUACCUUCCCGGAUUCUCCGAAUGCCGCCCGAGAUUCUUUCAUCGACAUUCUUUCCACCCGCAAGGUCUUAUCAUCAGACACUUACGGACCUUGGAGUACAAGAUACGCUGGACACCAAUUCGGCGCCUGGGCAGGUCAACUGGGAGAUGGCAGGGCUGUAUCGGUUCUGGAGACUGAGAGCGAACAGGGCGGAAGGCAAGAGAUACAGCUCAAAGGUGCUGGGAGGACGCCUUUCUCUAGAACCGACGAUGGGCUUGCUGCGCUCAAAGGUGGUCUCAAGGAGUUCCUAGGCUCUGAAGCUACCGCAGCACUAGGUAUACCCACAACAAGAGCCCUCGCUCUGCACACCCACCCACUUUCCACCCUUCCCGUCUUCCGUUCCUCUUCCCUAUCCCCCGCAUCUAUUCUAGCCCGUGUCUCGCCCUCUUUCAUCAGGAUCGGCCAUUUUGAAGCUCUCAGCCCACCUGAAGGCGGGCGUGGUGGCAGGCAGGUCUUUCUUGGGCUUGGUACCGGAAGCGGGGGUGGGAGAGAAGAAUGGGUGGAUAAUCAGGCGGAGAAGGAGGAUGAGGCUGAAGAGGGCGAUCCGAAGGAGAGGGUGAUUGGAAACCUUGAGGGAUUGCGGGACUUGGCGCUGUAUAUGAAAGCCCUCAUGGGUUCCUCCGACUCGGGUCUGGAAAGCUGGAAAGGCUGGAUCUUCAAGAUAAUUGAACUGAACGCAAAGAUGGUUGCCAAGUGGCAGGUUUACGGAUACAUGAAUGGCGUGAUCAAUACCGACAACGUCACCCUCCUCGGUCUGACUAUCGACUACGGACCUUUCGCCUAUAUGGAAGUCUUUGACGAGGGCCACAUCUGCAACGAAGACGACACAUCAGGCUUGUACGCCUACCGCCACCAGCCUUCCAGAAUCCUCUUUGCCCUCCAAAAGUUCGCUACCUCAAUCGCUCCUCUCGUAGGAUACCUUCAUCUCAACCAUGGUGCGCUUCCGCAAGGGUACACCAAAGGCUCGUCGAAGGAAGAUGUCAAGGAGUGGGCGACGAAGGGAGAAGAGGUGAUGAAAGGUUGGAACUGGGAAGAAGAGUAUUGGUCGGUUCAGAAGGGGCAAGAGCUUGAUGGAUGGCGAGCUAGAUUGGGCUUGAAGACAGUACAAGAAUCUGACCAGAAAAGCAUCAGGAGCCUUCUCUCACUCUUGCACGACCAUCGUCUCGACUUCCACAGUUCUUUCCGGGCAUUGGCAUACUUUGACCCCAUCAAGGCAUCUUCCGACUCUGAGGAAGGCGACUAUUUGCCAAAAUUUGCCCGGCGGUUGGUCCAGGAGGCUGGAAGAGGGAAGGGAAGCCACGAGGACAAGACAGAGGAGCUGGAAAAGUGGUUGGCAGAGUACGUCACACGUGCUGGUACUGCCGAAGAGCGUGCCGCUUGGUCAUCUUCAUCUUCAGACUUCCUUCCUACCCGUCUGGCCUCACUCCUCUCUCUCAAUCCUAGCUUCGUCCUGCGCCCUUCAAUCCUCUCAUCCCUGGGUGAAAAAGUAGAGGUGUUGUUGACGGCGCCAUAUAAAGAUGCGACCAGCAAGGAUGAUUUGGAUAAUGAAAAGGUGGAGAGGGGAAUUGUGGAGGCGAGAAGGGAGAUAUGGAACGUUCUGGAGAGAGCUUUUGACCCAUUCAAAGACUGUAAUGACGAUAAAUCAUAG